UUCGUUCAUCUUAUUCUCCAUUAUUUCUUCAAAGACCGAAAGCGCCUCUUCCUUCUCGCCUCUGCAAAACACCCAGAAUAAAAAGCAGAGAAAAGCAGCCUCUGCAAAUCUUGGGACGUGGGUUUCAGUUCUUCCAAGCAUCCUUGCGACCGAUCAAAGUUUUGGAUUCUCUAGGCUUGUUUGGUCCGUGAAGAAAGAAAGAAGAAGAAAUGGUUGAUUAUGCAGGAGCUGCUGUGGGAACAACAUUCGGCGAGCUGUUCGAGCUCGUUAAGCACCUAGUGAUAACUAUUGCUGCGUUUCGUGGCCAGCUAAAGAAGAUCGAGUCCACAUUGAUCUCCAUAGCCCCAAUCAUCGAUGAGAUCGACAAGUUCAACAAUCAGCUGGACCGUCCGCAAGAGAUGGGUCCUAUCAAGGACCUAUUAGAGAAAGGCAAAGGACUGGUCAACAAGUGCUCGAAGAUCCACAUGCUCAACCUGUGCAUGAAGUAUACGCACUCAAAAAAGCUGACCAACUUCAACACGGCAGUCGAGGAGAAGUUCAAGAUUUACAUGCCGCUGGUGAAUGCGAGGAAUGGCACGAAGGCAUUGGUGGAGUUGGAGCAGAUCGGGGGAGAUGUGAAGGAGAUUGGGCAAGACGUGAAGGAGGUCAAGGAGUCAAUUUCCAUGAUAGUGAACACCGGUGCCCUCCAGAGCGGGUUUGAGGCUUCGGGCAACCUUGCAGUCCCUGCGGCGCCCCAUUUCAUUGUCGGGUCGGAGGUGGAGGCAUCCUUGAGAAAGCUCAAGGAGCAGUUGCUCGAGGAGGGAGUGUCUGUGAUUGUUGUGACCGCCCCAGGUGGGUGUGGGAAGACCACUCUGCUUAAGAAAUUGUGUCAUGACGCAGCAAUUGAAGGCAAAUUUAAGGCCAAAAUCAUGUUCGUCGCUGUCUCAAAGAAGCCCAACCUCAUAGACAUUGUCCAGAAGAUGUAUCAACAUAAUCAGUGCAAGGUACCCAUGAUUGAAACAGAAGAUGAUGCAGUUCGCUGCUUGCACCAACUGCUCAACGCAAUCGGACAAGAUCCUGUGUUGCUUGUGCUGGACGAUGUCUGGAAAGAAUCGGAAUCCAUCGUCGACAAAUUUGUCAGCAAUGAUAUCAAACAUUACAAGAUUGUGGUGACAUCAAGAUAUUGGUUUCCUCAUUUCAGUCCUGUACAUCACCUGAACCCACUGACUCAUGGCGAAGCCGUGGAACUUUUUUGUCGAUGUGCAGUUGAUGAUAGAAUGAUGGGUGCACCAGAUGCUAACCUCUUGGAUCAGAUGGUGAAACACUGUAAGCGAUUGCCAUUGGCUAUUACAGUCAUUGCCAAGUCUCUCCGAGGAAGGGAUUAUUCAUACUGGAAAAGAAAGCUUCUUGAAUGGUCUGAAGGUCAUUCCCUUUUUGAUUCGGACACUGACAUUCUAGCUUGCCUCAAGAAGAGCUUGGACGACUUGGAUGAUGACCCUUGCCUCAAGGAACGUUUCAUGGACCUGGGCUCAUUUCCAGAGGAUAGCAAGAUCCCUGCUACUGCCCUGAUUGACAUAUGGGUGGAAUUGUACAAGCUAGAUUUCGAUGGCGUGCGUGCCAUGACUGACCUCCAUGAUCUUGUUUCUAGGAACCUAGCUGAUCUCGUAGUCACCAGGGGAGAUUCAAGUGACGACAACGAAUCUUACAGCAGCCACAAUUACAGCAGCUACUAUGUUCAGCAGCACGAUCUGCUCAGAGAACUGUCUAUUAUGGAGUGCAACGAGGGGGAAAUAGAGAAGAGAGAGAGACUCAUUCUGGAGUUUAAUGAAAAUAAAUUUCCUGACUGGUGGAGCAAGCAAAAACUACAACCUGUCGGUGCUCGUCUAGUGUCCAUCUCAACAGAUAAAAAAUUCUCAACACCCUGGCCAAAUCUUGAAUUGCCUAAAGCUGAGGCUCUUGUCUUGAACUUCCAGAACGACAUGCAAUCCAAAACUUAUGCAUUGCCUGAAUUCAUUGAGAAGGCAGAAAAACUCAAGGCCCUGAUAGUAACAAACAACAGUUUCUUUCCGGCUGAGCUACGCAAUUUCCAUGUCAUUGGGUCCAAUUUAAGGAGGAUCCGCCUUGAGCGCGUCACAGUUCCUUUCCUAAGCAUGGGAAAAAUACGCUUGCACAGUUUAGAAAAGAUAUCCUUUUUCAUGUGCGACAUCAGUCAGACUUCGACAUCGAACGACGCCAAAAUCUCCGAUGCAAUGCCAAACUUGGAGGAGCUCAACAUUGACUAUUGCAAUGAUCUUGUGACAUUACCGGAUGGCAUCUGUGAGAUAAAGCCUUUGCGGAAGCUUAGCAUCACAAACUGCCAUAAUUUCUCCGCUCUCCCUGAACAAAUCGGGCAAUUGGUGUCCCUUGAAGUGGUUCGACUUAAUUCCUGCACAGCAUUGUCGCGAUUACCAGACUCGAUUACAACCCUCGAAAACUUGAGACUUCUCGAUGUGUCAGAUUGCCUGAAUCUGAGCGCCUUGUCUGAUCAAAUCGGUCGACUGGGUAAUCUCGAGAGGAUAAACAUGAAAGGAUGUCCGAGAUUGUCUGUGUUGCCACGGUCGAUCGUGCAGCUGAGGAACUUGAGGAAGGUGGUCUGUGAGACAGGGAAAAAAGUCAUGUGGGGGCCUCUUAAGGACACACUUCCUAGCUUGCAGAUAACUCCGUUUGAAAAAGUACAUAGCUUAGAUUGGCUGGAUGAUUAAGACGGGGUAAUGAGUGGAUUUUUUUUUAGCGGUUAUCGAAGGUUGUUUUUUUUUUUUAACUUUUUAAUAUUGAUGUGGACCGACCAAUCAUAUUUUCUUUACUAUUUUCAAGUCGGAAAUUUCUUUUCUU
Syzygium oleosum is the source of this 2850-nucleotide messenger RNA. Its product is annotated as probable disease resistance protein At5g66900. The coding region runs from base 210 to 2720 and encodes 836 amino acids. The transcript has 5 exons. The record is from RefSeq and is a predicted model, not a curated record. Gene Ontology annotation, biological process: defense response to fungus. Lineage: Eukaryota; Viridiplantae; Streptophyta; Magnoliopsida; Myrtales; Myrtaceae. Gene Ontology annotation, molecular function: ADP binding.